AUAGAAGAUCCCAAAAUCUUGUUGAGUCAGGUGUGGUGCAACUGAACAUUCGAAGCUACUUGCCAUUAUUUUAAGCGCUACUUCAAUCAAACUUGGUCGGCAUAGCUGGAUCAAGACGAAGUCCACAUCAGCACCACCACGUGCCAUCUUAUCAUUGGUUCAUAAUAACAUUAUUCUCUUUUCCAAUUCUACCCCUACGACAUUUCCUCAACGGAAUUCAGUUCACAAUCUUUGUGGGAGAGAAAGAAACCGUUACUUUUAUCUCUGCGGUAUCACUGGAAUCACUCUUUGAUCGCACCGUAACGGUUACGAUUCUGUUCGUUAUUGGUGAACUGAGAUGGUGAAUCCGUUGGUUGAUCGUGCUACGAGCGACAUGCUCAUCGGUCCUGAUUGGGCUUUGAACAUCGAGAUCUGUGAUAUACUCAAUCGUGAACCAGGGCAAUCAAAGGAUGUUGUUAAAGGUUUAAAGAGGCGGAUUGGAAGUAGAAAUUCUAAAGUUCAACUUCUUGCGCUAACUCUGCUGGAGACGAUCAUAAAAAAUUGUGGGGACAUUGUCCACAUGCAUGUUGCGGAGAGAGACGUUCUUCAUGAGAUGGUGAAAAUAGUAAAGAAGAAGCCCGAUGCCCAUGUUAGAGAGAAGAUAUUGACUCUUAUCGAUACUUGGCAAGAAGCUUUUGGAGGCCCAAGGGCGAGAUAUACACAGUAUUAUGCUGCCUACCAGGACCUGUUGCAUGCGGGGGCUGUAUUCCCUCCAAGGUCUGAGCAAUCUGCACCCAUAUUCACGCCACUACAAUCACAACCAUUGGGAUCAUACCCUCAAAACAUACGUGACUCUGAUACUCGGCAACCCACAGCUGAGUCCUCAGCGGAGUCUGAGUUUCCGACUCUUAGUUUGACUGAAAUUCAGAAUGCACGUGGUAUUAUGGACGUUCUUACAGAAAUGCUCAGUGCUUUAGAGCCUGGUAACAAAGAAGGGCUUCGGCAGGAAGUUAUUGUUGAUUUGGUGGAGCAAUGUCGAACAUACAAGCAGAGAGUGGUACACCUUGUUAAUUCAACUUCGGAUGAGUCACUACUGUGCCAAGGACUAGCUCUUAAUGAUGAACUGCAGCGUAUACUUGCCAAGCAUGAAUCCAUAGCUUCAACAGGACCUACUGUCAAAAAUCAAACAGAGAAAUCAAAUUCAGCACCUACUGGAGCACGUGUAGAUGCUGAUGGUCCUUUGAUUGAUACUGGAGAUACUAGUAUACAAACUGAUGCAAGAUCUUCUAGUGCUGAAGCAGGGUCUCAAACAUUGAAUCAGUUGUUGCUUCCUGCACCCCCCACAUCAAAUGGUUCAGCUCCUCCAGUAAAGGUUGAUCCCAAAUGGGAUCUGCUCAGUGGCGAAGAGUUUAACUCACCCAAAGAAGAUAAUUCACUUGCUCUUGUUCCUGUAGGAGAACAACAGGCAGCCAGUCCCACCUCUCAGCAAAAUGCCCUUGUUCUUUUUGAUAUGUUUUCUAAUGGAAACAAUGUGCCACUUUCUGUUAAUACCCAACCAACAGCCCCUCAAUUUCAACAACAAACUAUCAUAUCUCAAGGUGUAUUUUACCCCAACGGAAGCAUGCCAAAUGCGGGGUCACCUCGGUACGAGCAGUCACUAUAUACUCAAAGUACAGGUCCUGCCUGGAAUGGUCAAGUUGCGCAGCAGCAGCAGCCACCAUCACCCGUUUAUGGUGCACAAAGUGGUGGAUCAUUCCCACCUCCUCCUUGGGAAACUCAACCUGCAGACAACGGUAGUCCAGUAGCAGGCAAUCAAUACCCGCAGCCACUGCAAGUCACUCAAAUGGUCAUGACACAUGUACAAACUGGCGGACUUCCUCAGGGACCUCAAGCAACGGGAUAUGAUCAGGCUCCUGGAAUGUUUAUACAGCCAAAUGCUAACCCUAUCUCUACAUUCAAUAACCAAGUUCAAAAUAACCAAAUGGGAUUGCAGCCUCCCUAUAUUCAGGGGGUUGCAGGUCCUUAUAUGGGCAUGGUUCCACCUCAAAUGCAAAAUGGUCCUAUGGCUUCCAUGUUUCCUCAACAGAUGUAUGGUAACCAAUUCCCAGGAUAUGGCUAUGGUCAGCAACAAGGGCUUCAAUAUGCUGAGCAGCAAAUGUAUGGUUUAUCUUUGAAAGAUGAUAAUGCUCUAAGAAAUCCUUAUCAGGUUUCUGCUGCAUCUUAUGCCCCAUCCGGAAAGCCUUCCAAGCCAGAGGAUAAGUUAUUUGGAGACCUUGUUGACAUGGCAAAAGUGAAACCAAAAUCUACUACAGACCCGAGCUGAUAGCACUUGAAAAACUAUGAUUGUUUUUUCUUUCUUUUUCAACUGUUUGCCAACUCUUGCCAUAUUUUUUCUUUAUUCUUUAUAUUUUACUUUCUUAUAAAUUAAUAUAUGUAUAUCUUUUAUGUUA
Messenger RNA from Lathyrus oleraceus (garden pea), 2429 nucleotides. RefSeq names its product TOM1-like protein 9. Lineage: Eukaryota; Viridiplantae; Streptophyta; Magnoliopsida; Fabales; Fabaceae. Gene Ontology annotation, molecular function: phosphatidylinositol binding; ubiquitin binding. Gene Ontology annotation, biological process: protein transport to vacuole involved in ubiquitin-dependent protein catabolic process via the multivesicular body sorting pathway. Bases 338 to 2302 code for a protein of 654 amino acids. The transcript is spliced from 10 exons. The record is from RefSeq and is a predicted model, not a curated record.